UCUCAAUUUCUCCCGGUUACCCAACUUAGUCGCUCUAAAGCUUGCCAACAACUCGUUCUCUGGAAACAUCCCUCCAAGCAUGGCUAAUCUUGCCAAGCUUGCUCAUCUGGACUUGUCUUUAAAUAACCUCUCGGGAAACAUUCCAACUCUACUCGGGUCAUUGCGAUCUUUACAAGUUCUUGAGUUUUCGCGUAAUAAGCUUUCUGGUCCUAUCCCUCAAGAAAUUGGAAACCUUACAUCUCUCUUGACGCUCACUCUCUCCGAGAAUAACUUCAGUGGCUCUAUACCUGAUUCAAUAGGAAAGUUGGGAAAUUUGGCUAUCUUACUCCUCGAUGAGAAUAAUAUCUCUGGCUCUAUUCCUUCCAGUAUAGGAAACUUAAGCAAGCUCACUCAGCUAAGUCUACGUGUGAAUAAUCUGGUGGGCUUUCUUCCCAUUGGGAUAAAUAAUCUCACAUUCCUCGCACUCCUACGGUUAUCUGAUAACGACUUUGUUGGCCAAUUGCCACAACAGAUAUGCGGUAGCCAAACCCUUGUAAAUUUUACUGCUUCUAACAAUCACUUCACUGGAGCUAUGCCAAGAACCUUGAAAAAUUGUUCAAGUUUAUGUAGACUUAGGCUCCAAAACAACUUGCUCAAGGGAAACCUAACUGAUGCUCUAGGUGUGUACCCUAACUUGGAUUAUCUUGAGUUGAGCAACAAUGAAUUUUACGGUGUGCUCCCACCAACAUUGGUUGAAUGUAGAAAUUUAAAGAGCUUGAUAAUCUCCAACAAUAAAAUCUCCGGAACCAUACCGCCUCAACUCGGAAAUAUGAAUCAAUUGCACAAACUUGUCCUCUCUUCGAAUGAUAUUGUUGGGGAAAUUCCUAAAGACCUAGGAAAGUUGAAGUUGCUACUAGAUCUUUCAUUGGGCUGCAACCAUCUUGAAGGCCACAUCCCUCAAGAACUUGGAGGGUUGCCUAGUCUACAGAAACUUGAAAUUGCAAGAAAUAACUUGAGUGGCUCAAUUCGUACAGAACUUGGGGAGUGCUCCAACCUUCAGUUCUUGAAUUUAAGCGGGAAUAAUCUUGAAAACAGCAUUCCUAUGGAGAUCGGCGAACUUCGGUCUCUUCAAAUUCUCGAUUUAAGUCAAAAUUUGCUUACAGGAGUAAUACCUGGACAACUUCAACAACUGUAUAGAUUGGAAAUACUCAAUCUCUCACACAAUCAACUUUCAGGUUUAAUUGAGUCGACCUUUAGUGAUAUGGUAAGUUUGACAUCCAUCGACAUAUCAUAUAAUGAGUUAGAAGGUCCUUUACCAAACAUUCUUGCCUUUCGUAAUGCUACAAUUGAAGUUGUGAGAGGAAACAAAGGCUUGUGUGGAGUUAUUGCUAGUCUCAACCCUUGUACAGCAACAACGUCCAAGGGCAAGAACAAAAACAAAAAGUUGCUGCUAAUUUUGAUUCCUACUUUAGGUUGCCUACUUUCGUUGCUUCUUGUUGCGGGAAUUUCAAAUAUAGUAUGCCGAAGAUCAAGGAAAAUAGAGACUAGUUGGAACAAUGGACGCAAUGGAAACUUGUGGGCAAUAUUAAGCUUCGAUGGAAAUGCAGUCUAUAAGAGCAUUAUUGAAGCCACAGAGGAGUUUGAUGCCAAAUAUUGCAUUGGUGUGGGAGGACAUGGGAGUGUUUACAAGGCCCAAUUGCAAACAGGUGAGACUUUUGCAGUAAAGAAAUUUAAGGAAGCAGCGGAAGUCAAAAUCGCUAGUCAAAAAGCAUUUGAAAGGGAGAUUCAUGCUCUGAUUGAAGCUCGGCAUCGGAAUAUUAUCAAGCUCUAUGGCUUUUGCUCGAGCUCUCAACAUUCAUUUUUGGUGUAUGAGUUCUUGGAAUCAGGCAACUUGAAGGAUGUAUUGAACGACGAAAAGAGGAUAACAACAUUUGAUUGGAACAAGAGAGUGAAUGUCAUUAAAGGUGUAGCUUAUGCUCUGUCUUACAUGCACCAUGAAUGCUCUCCUCCUAUAGUUCAUCGAGACGUGUCGAGCAAGAACAUUUUAAUGGAUGAAGAAUAUGAAGCUCACGUCUCUGAUUUUGGCACGGCUAAGGUUCUACAUCCCUACUCAUCCAAUUGGACUUCCUUUGGAGGCACUUUUGGAUAUGCAGCUCCAGAGCUUGCAUACACAAUGGAGGUGAAGGAGAAAUGUGAUGUUUAUAGUUUUGGAGUGGUGACAUUGGAAGUAAUCAUGGGCAGACAUCCAGGCGAUCUCAUAUCGUCUCUUGCUUCCUCAGCUUCUUCAUCAUCAAGCAAUUCAACAAGUUCAUAUUGGCUCCUGAAACAAGCUCUAGAUCAAAGAAUUCCAUGCCCAGAUGGUGACACACUAGGUCAAGUGGCUUUCAUUGUAAUGAUGGCAUUUACAUGCUUGAGUGCAAAACCGGAGCAUCGUCCAAGCAUGCAACGAGUGUCUCAAGAGAUAUCGGCAUGUAGGUCAAUCAUGAUAGGCCCAUGGGAGGACAUAAAAUUGAAAGAGCUAGUUGAUCCCCGAUGCUUCCCUUAUUGACAGUUUGGUCUUUCUAUAGCAGCUUGUGUAGGUAGUUCUCUCUCUUAUUUCUCUUCCAAAGAUGAUAUGCACUGUAUCACUUACUUUCCCAAUGAUUAAUUAAC
Molecule: messenger RNA, 2631 nt
Organism: Eucalyptus grandis
Lineage: Eukaryota; Viridiplantae; Streptophyta; Magnoliopsida; Myrtales; Myrtaceae
Product: MDIS1-interacting receptor like kinase 2
Exons: 2
Coding region: 80-2527 (815 amino acids)
Biological process (GO): protein phosphorylation
Molecular function (GO): protein kinase activity; protein binding; ATP binding
Source: RefSeq, a predicted model, not a curated record